AUAAAGUGAAGACACUUGUUACUAGUUUCGACGACGCGAUGGGAAUUUUCUAUUUAGAAAUCCGGUAAACGGAACGAGUGGUUUCUCUGAUUCGCGAUAAUUCUUAGCUUUCAUAUCGUCCACGGUACUCUGUUAAUCUGUCAAAUAAAAUAAAAAAAAAAAAUGUAAAUGUACUCGGGCUGAACUCUCAGAUUUUCAACAUACGGUGAUGCGAUCGGGAGGAUUAAUCCGAUUAACUCGGGGCACCACGGAAACCCUUUAAACGAUCCUCGAAAUAUAUUUUUUAAAUCCCACCAUGGCUCUGCGUAAAGUAAAAGGAAACUUUGAACGUAUGUUCGACAAGAAUCUGACCGACCUCGUCCGCGGUAUCAGGAACAAUAAAGAGAACGAGGUAACAAACUCCUGCGCAAAGUACAUCGCUCAGUGUAUAGAAGAAAUUAAACAGGAAUUAAGGCAGGACAAUGUAGCAGUCAAGGCGAACGCCGUGGCUAAACUAACAUAUCUCCAAAUGUUGGGAUACGAUAUCAGCUGGGCUGGAUUUAACAUAAUAGAAGUGAUGUCCUCUGCGAAAUUCACGUACAAACGAAUUGGCUACCUAGCAGCGAGUCAGAGUUUCCAUGCAGACACGGAACUUCUGAUGUUAACUACGAACAUGAUUCGCAAGGAUUUAAACAGCCAGAAUCAGUACGACGCUGGAUUGGCUUUGAGUGGUCUUUCCUGUUUUAUCAGUUCGGAUCUGGCAAGGGAUUUGGUGAACGAUAUCAUGACACUGUUAACGUCUACGAAACCGUAUUUACGCAAGAAAGCUGUACUGAUGAUGUACAAAGUUUUCCUACGAUUCCCAGAAGCUCUGAGACCAGCUUUUCCUAGACUGAAAGAGAAACUGGAAGACCCUGACAGUGGAGUCCAAAGUGCUGCUGUUAAUGUAGUCUGCGAAUUAGCAAGAAAGAAUCCGAAGAAUUACUUGAGUCUGGCGCCUGUCUUCUUUAAACUUAUGACUACGUCUACCAAUAAUUGGAUGCUGAUCAAAAUUAUUAAACUGUUCUCCACUAUAACACUGAUCGAACCGAAAAUGGGUCGGCGACUUACGCAACCACUAAUUGACCUGAUUUCAAGUACGUCAGCAAUGUCCCUGUUGUACGAAUGUAUAAACACGGUGAUAGCCGUGUUAAUUUCGAUCUCCUCCGGUAUGCCGAAUCACUCCGAUUCGAUACAGUUAUGUGUUCAGAAGUUGAGGAUACUAAUAGAGGAUUCCGAUCAGAAUCUCAAGUAUCUCGGAUUGUUAGCGAUGUCGAAGAUACUGAAGACUCAUCCGAAGAGCGUGCAGGCUCACAAGGAUCUUAUAAUGCAAUGCUUGGACGACAAAGAUGAAAGUAUAAGAUUGCGUGCCUUGGAUUUACUAUAUGGUAUGGUUUCGAAGAAGAAUCUCAUGGAGAUUGUUAAAAAGCUGAUGGUGCACAUGGACAAAGCCGAGGGCACUGCUUACAGAGAUGAAUUACUGUCCAAGAUAAUUCAAAUCUGUUCGCAAAACAAUUACCAGUUUGUCACUUACUUCGAAUGGUACAUAUCUGUCUUGGUUGAACUGACGCGAAUGGAAGGUACCAAGCACGGACCACUAGUAGCAACUCAAUUACUCGACGUAGCGAUCCGUGUACAAGCCAUACGGAAAUACGCGGUUCAACAAUGUGCCUUACUGUUAGAAAACUCGUACCUCCUAACGGGUCAACCGAGAGCGACGAUGUCGGAGGUUUUAUACGCGGCUGCAUGGAUCUGCGGAGAAUUUUCUAGUGAAUUGGAGGAUCCUAUAGCGACGUUACGGUCGAUGCUGAGGUCGCAAGCUUCCAGUUUACCGGGACACAUCCAAGCUGUCUACGUUCAUAACAUUUUAAAACUCGCCACUACGACGUUGUGCAAAGCUGAGAAAGAGGAAGACACGGAGACUAUGGAACAGAUAUUCGCAUUGAAAGAUAAAAUAGCAGCCUUCGUGUGUAGCGGGGAUCUGGAAGUUCAAGAAAGGUCGAGCUCCGCGUUGGUUCUGUUCGAAUGUCUGAAGGAAAAUCCUGGAUUGGCAGAGGAACUCAUGGAAGCGUUCGAGGGAGAACUGAAUCCCGUCGCUCCGAAAGCGCAGAGGAAGGUACCGAUUCCUGAGGAUCUCGAUUUAGAUUCCUGGAUCAACGACCCGCCGUCCGAAAGCUCAGACUCCGAAGACUUGGAUAUGAACGAUAUUUUCGUGAAGGCAGACAAGAUCAACGAUUCUUAUGCUAAGCAAGAAUUCAAUGAACCCUCGCCGGAGGAACUUGAGAAACGUCGCGAGGCUAGAAAACUGGAACAGCAGAAUAAUCCGCAUUAUUUAAAAGGAACGUUCAGGUAUUCGUCGUCGUAUCACAACUCGUCGAGCAUAUACGAAGACUUCGAGAACAUUCCUGUGGCCAAGUUAGACAUUCCAGUUUCCUUGAAGAUCACCAACAAGCACAAGAGAUACAAAGUGCACGGCAAGAAAAAGAAGUCGAAGAAAAACAAGAAGUCAGCGUCGGAGGAUGAACAGGACGACGUCUAUCCCGUUCAGGUGGUCAAGACUGGGAUCGGUGAACUGCCACCAGGUGCUGAAUUAAGUGAUAGCGAUGACUACGAUCAAGUGGACGUGAACGAUCCACACAGAGCUUUAAAUAUUAAUUUAGAUCUACCGUUGAGGGACGACGAGAGGCUACCUGUUUUAGAGCAUAGAGUCAUCGAGAACAAUUCGAUUCGUGAAACUACUGAAAGUAAAGAAAAGAAAAAGGAGAAGGGGCACAAGAAAUCUAAGAAAAAGGAAAAAGAAAUUAAAGAGAAACGUUACGACAAUCAGUUAGAGUUGGCCGACAUGUGGCUGGAGAACAACGUUUCUUCUGAAAAGAUCCACGAAUACACGGAGGUUUUCAGUGAGAAGGAAAGAAAGGACGUGAAACGUAAGAAAAAGAGCCAAGAGAAGCACAAGAAGGCUGACGAGGAUAAGCAUCGAAAGAAGAAGUGCAAGACUAAAAAGGAAUCUAAGAAGUCUUCGGAUUACGAGGAAACCGCUGGGAUAUCGACACCUUCGAAAGAGAUAUUGCCAGAGUUAAGAUACGAUUUCUCGUACUCCGAAGACGGUGACAAGACCACUUCGGUACAGCAGAGUACUUCGUACGAGGAGCUAGCGAAGAACAAAGACUUAAUCGUAACGUACGAAUUAAAACAAAUUCCUGACGACUCGAAACUAGUCGCGUCCAUACUCAUUACGAAUCAUUGUCAGAAAUUAGCCAAGGAACUCGUGUUCGACGUGCCGGACACGUCUUCUCUGAGAUUAAUCAGAAACAUCGGAGAUGAAUUUGGUAUAAAAUUGCCGUUUCAACUGCCUCCGGAAACCAGUAAAGAGACCGAGUUCACUAUUUCGGUCUCGGACGUGACGUUCGCUCAGAGGCUGCGAGGCACGCUGACGUAUAUGUUAGAGAGCAAAGAAAGUACCUUGCAGGAGAAGCUCGACUUUACUAUGCACUUACCGUGCAGUAAAUUCAUGGUCGGCGACCUCUCGCACAAGGACAUCCUGACGGAGUUGCUGAAGAGCGGGCAGCUCGUGUACAAAGUGAAAAAGGAAGCCACCCUCCCGCAAAAGUUUGAUAUCACGUUGAACUCGAUUUGUAGCAAAUGUAAUCUGACUCUCGUGGAACAAAUUAACGAUACUGCAUCCUUGUACGGACACUCCCUGAAAGGACAUCACGUGUGCCUUUUAUUAAAAUACAACAAAUCGUCGGGUAAUUUGCUGAUCGAAGGCAAGGGUGACAAUAAUUCAUUAUUGUCGGGAAUCGGUGAAGAGAUUUCCAGGAUUCUCACAUAAUGUUCCCUGAAUCCAGAGAAGCGUGACGGCAUUCGUUAUAAACUGGCUCUAUAAAAAAUGUAUCCGCAGACUAACGAAAUAUUUUGAACCGACAGAAUGUUAUCUAAACCUCACAGCUAAUUUAGAUAAACAAAUUUACGAUGAUACGCGUGUAUAAGAUGUACACGUGUGUGUACAGAUACAACGUUUUAAACAAGAGAGAGAGAUUUAUUAUCGAGAAUUGAAGACGUCAGAACGGAAGUAGUUUAUUUUAUUUCGUUUCAAGUGCAAUAAUAAAAUAGGAAUGUAAUUUAAUUUGAAUAUCAGAGUCGCUUAAGCGUAAGGAGUACUCAGCCUGAUUUUGCUACGUGUAAAUAUCGCUUAUGAAUCCUAAACGAUGUCCAUCGAUCAUGUUUCAUGGAUCUAUCAAAUGUUCUGCCGCAGAAGGUGAAGUAUCGUUUUUAAGAGCAUUGUUCAUCUGUAUUAUAAUUUCAAUUGCCCUCGAUACUACUUCUCUUCAUCCUGAUAUCUUCAAUUCGAUGUUAUCGGAAGAUUACUAUCGUACAUUGUUGAAUUCACUAAAAUUGUAAAAUACAUUACGGAUACUCGAGACUCGUAUGGGUGUACAUCGAUGUUUCUCAGUGUAUGUAAUGAUGACUUUGUAAUAUCGAUAAUUUAAUACACGUAAGGAUUCACGAUAAGCCGUAUAAAUAAUAUGCAAUACAAUAAUUCGUGAAACACCAAAUGUACAUAGCUAAUUCUUGUAUGCUGAUAAACUAUAUAUCUUUAUUUUGAAUAUCUUCCAAACAGCAACUCUUCAUUUGAGGAGUGUUAUCAACACACCGGGUUACUUAUUUAUCAUUCACGAAGAACAAAUGCAGUGGGAAAAUCGAUUGGAAUGUAUUUAAAAACUGAAUAACUUUAUUUUAUUAAAGUUAUUCUGUUUGAAUAAGCGUUCGGUCGGUUUCGAGCCACUGUAAGUAUUGAUAACAUUAAACGCCAGUAAUUUACGUAUAAAAAUUGAGAUUAAUACCACAUAGACAGAGUUAAGAAAGUAUUAUACGUAUACUAAUAAUAUAAAUAUUGCAAUUUUAA
Messenger RNA from Ceratina calcarata, 4924 nucleotides. It is a transcript of the gene garnet, whose product is annotated as adaptor-related protein complex 3, delta 1 subunit-like garnet. Gene Ontology annotation, biological process: synaptic vesicle budding from endosome; anterograde synaptic vesicle transport; neurotransmitter receptor transport, postsynaptic endosome to lysosome. Gene Ontology annotation, cellular component: membrane coat; terminal bouton; endosome membrane. The coding region runs from base 296 to 3850 and encodes 1184 amino acids. Lineage: Eukaryota; Metazoa; Arthropoda; Insecta; Hymenoptera; Apidae. The record is from RefSeq and is a predicted model, not a curated record. The transcript has 14 exons.